AUGACAAUGAUGGUUUUGAAAGAACUCAUAGAGGCAGAAAUGAAAAAACAAGACGAAGACCAUAUCCCAAAGCAUAUCAGAGCUUUUCAUCGACAAGAAAUAGAAGAAUGGGAGCAAGACCAAACUACUUUCGUAAAAACCAGAGCAACACGUCACAUUCUCGGAUAUUUAUUCUCAAAUAACUCUAUUGUUGUCACUGGGAGCUCAGGUUGUGGUAAAUCUUCAAACAUACAUCAUGCUGCCUUACACUUACGUGACAGUUUUAGAUAUGAGAUAAUACCUGUUUUAACAGGACCAACAGACAUAAUAAAUUACUAUAAUGAAAAUAAAAAACAAGUGUUUAUUGUUGAUGACAUCUGUGGAAAGGAAACAAUCAACAUGCAGACAUUACAAAUGUGGCUCGAUUAUUCAGAAGAAAUGGAGAAAAUUUUUAGAAUUGCAGGAAAAAGUAUUGAGAAUAAAACUGAUGACAAUGUUUCAAUGAUAUCAGGUCCAAAAUUAAUGGUUUCCUGUAAACUACACGUAUAUAAAGAAUCACAAUUGCAAUUUUUAACAUUACUAUCAAGAAAUGAAUGCAAUAUAUUAUCGAAAGAUUUGUGUCUACUACAAGAUGAAAGAAUACUUAUGGCACGUAUGUACAUUACAGAUGACAUGACUAGUAAAUUGAAUGUUAUAAAAGUCAUGGAGGAAGUCGAUUUCUUUCCGUUGCUUUGUAAGUUGGCAAAAAACAAAUCAUCUGAAGAAGUAAUCAAACUAUUUACAGCUCCAGUGGAUUGCAUUACACAGAAUAUUAAUCACAUUGUUCUAAAAAAUAAGGAACAAUUUUGUGCCCUUGUUCUUUGUAUCUUAUUCGACAAUGGAUUCGACACAGAUUGGCUGAAAUUAAAAUCCGCCCAAAUGAAUGAUAAAAAACUUUUAGAAAUUGUUAAAGCCUUUAACAAAGACUUAAGCAAUGAAAUGUCAAGAAAUGCUCUAGAAAUAGGUUUCAAUACAUUAAGUGGUACAUAUUUAAAACAAAGAGGUACAGAGUAUAGAAUGAUACAUGACAAAGUUCAUGAUAUGGCAGCUGUAGUAUGUGGACAGCACCUUAUAGAAUGUUUCAUCAAAUAUUCUCCUUCUGUUUUUAUAAGAGAUCAUUUCAUCUUAGAAUCCCUUACGGGAGUUGUAAGAAAUACAAAUUUAAUUGUAAUAUUAAAAGACCAAGAAGAAAAUUAUUUUGACAGACUGUUAUGUGACUUAAAAUGUAAUGUCGUUACAAGUACAUUCCAUAAUAAACAGCUAGAAUAUCAGUUAUUUAUGGAUAAGUUACUAAGCUUUUUUGGAAGGAGUGAUGAUGCAAAAACUGUACUUAAGGAUCUUGAUACAAAAGGUUGCAUUACACAAAAUGAUGUUGAUCAACUCGAAUAUCCGUCUUACUCACACCUUGAAACAACACCUUUAAUAGAAUCAGCAACAAGGGGUUACAUUGAUAUUGUUCACUUUCUGGUUAAUACUGUUAGGUGUAAUGUGAAUAAAACAGAUGGAUUAGGCCAGUCCCCUUUAUAUAGGUCAUCUAAAAGAGGACAUUCAGAUAUGGUUAAACUGUUAAUAGAAAUCAAUGCUGAUGUCAUUCAGUUUAAUGAUCAUAAAGAGUCCCCGUUGGAUGCUGCCUGUAAAGGAGGAUAUACAGAUGUAGUUAAACUGUUAAUGCAGAACAAUACUAAUGUGUCUUGGUGUAAUGAUUAUCAAGAGUCUCCAUUGUAUAUUGCUUGUGAAAGAGGACAUACAGAUAUAGUAGAACUGUUACUUCAGAACAAUGCUUGUGUCUCUAAGUGUAAUUUUGAAGAAGAGUCUCCAUUGUUUGUGGCCUGUGAAGGGGGACAUAUAGAUACAGUGGCACUGUUACUUAAGAACAAUGCUGAUGUCUCUCAGUGUAAUUUUCAAGAGGAAUCUCCAUUGUUUGUGGCCUGUAAUGGAGGACAUAAAUCAAUAGUGGCACUGUUACUGCAGAACUAUUCUUGUGUCUCUCAGUGUAAUUGUGCAGAUGAGUCUCCAUUGUUUGUGGCCUGUAAAGGGGGACAUACAGAUAUAGUGGCACUGUUACUUAAGAGUAAUGCUGAUGUCUCUCAGUGCAAUCGGUUUGAAGAGUCUCCAUUGUACGUGGCAUGUGCUGCUGGACAUACAGAUACAGUAGACGUUUUACUACACAACAAUGCGGAUGUCUCUCAGUGUAAUAAUUUUGAUAAGUCUCCACUGUUUGUGGCCUGUGAGGAGGGACAUACAGAUACAGUGGCAUUGUUACUUACGAGUAAUGCUGAUGUAUCUAAGUGCGAUCGGAUGGCAGAGUCUCCAUUGUACGUGGCCUGUGCCGCUGGACAUACAGAUACAGUAGAUAUUUUACUACACAAUAAUGCCGAUGUCUCUCAGUGUAAUAAGAUUGGUAAGUCUCCAAUGUUUGUGGCCUGUAAAGGAGGACAUACAAAUACAGUAAAGGUGUUACUUCAGAAUAAUGCUGAGGUCAAUCAGUGUGAUAAUCGUGUUGAGUCUUCAUUGUUUGUUGCGUGUGCAGGAGGACAUACAGAAACAGUUGAACUGUUACUUCAGAACAAUGCUGACCUCUCUCAGUGUGAUUAUAUAGGUAAUUCUCCAUUGUAUGUUGCCUGUGCAAACGGGCAUAAAGAUAUGGUAGAACUGUUUCUUAAGAAAAAUGCUGAUGUCUCCAAGUGUAACAAGGUGGGAGAGUCUCCUUUAUAUGUGGCAUGUAAAUUUAGAUGUAAAGAUACAGUAAAACUGUUACUGCAGAAUAAUGCUGAUGUCUCUCAGUGUGAACAACAAGAUGGAAAGUCACCUUUACAUGUGGCUUGUGAAUGUUGUUUACCUGACACACGUAUGCCACUAUACAGAUUUUGGGAUCCAAAUGUGAUUUGGUCCUGGCGAUAUAUCAGACAUGAUGAUCAUAAACUCGAAGAUACAUAUCAUGGUUACUAUGACAUUGUGAAACUAUUACUUGCAUGGAAUGCAGAUGUAAGAUUAUGUGAUAAGAAAGGUCAGACACCACUUGAGUAUGCCCGUAAAUCACAGACUAUGGAUAUCGUAAAACUUCUCGAAAACAAAAUCAUCGAAUACAAGCAUCAAAUUUCAAGUAAACAUUUUAUCAAUUAG
Messenger RNA from Mytilus trossulus (common blue mussel), 3141 nucleotides. Its product is annotated as ankyrin repeat domain-containing protein 50-like. The record is from RefSeq and is a predicted model, not a curated record. Gene Ontology annotation, molecular function: protein binding. The transcript is spliced from 3 exons. Lineage: Eukaryota; Metazoa; Mollusca; Bivalvia; Mytilida; Mytilidae. Bases 1 to 3141 code for a protein of 1046 amino acids.